AGGCGUCUUCGGUCGUAGGCCGUCCCCGGCCAGCAGCCACUAGAGCCCAGCGCCUGCUCUCAGACAGGAACAAGGAGAAGGCUCGGACCGGACUUCCACGUGGGCACGGAGGCGGCCAUCUCGCGUCCUGGCAGGAGCAGUCCGCGGGGUCAGAGCGGCAGCCGGACCGGGAGCUGCCGCCCGUACUCAAGAUGGCGGCCAUGGAGGGCGUGGCCUGUGACUCGGAGGUUCCGAAAAGGUGCCGUAUCAUGGCGGCGACGGAGGAGCGGAGCCGAGAGGAAGAAGAAGAGGAAGAAGAGGAGGCAGAGCAGUUGGUUCUGGUGGAAUUGUCCGGAAUUAUUGACUCAGACUUUCUAUCAAAAUGUGAAAAUAAAUGCAAGAUUUUGGGAAUUGACACUGAGAGGCCCAUUCUGCAAGUGGACAGUUAUGUCUUUGCUGGAGAGUAUGAAGGUGCUUUCAACUUUUCUGCAGACACUCUUGGGACCUGUGUUAUUUUCGAAGAAAAUGUUGAACAUGGUGAUGCAGAAGGCAGUAAUAGAACAGUGUUAAAAUAUAAGUGCCAUACAAUGAAGAAGCUCAGCAUGACAAGAACUCUUCUGACAGAAAAGAAGGAAGGAGAAGAAAACAUAGGUGGUGUGGAAUGGCUGCAGAUCAAGGACAAUGAUUUCUCCUAUAGACCCAACAUGAUUUGUAGCUUUCUGCAUGAAAGUGAAGAUGACGAUGUGGUAGCUCCAGCCUCAGAGAAACCUUUGGAGCUGGAAGAGCAAGAGAUUCAAAUGAAAGAUAGUUCAAACCUGAGUUAUGAACAGGGGAAACCACUGAACUUGGAGAUAGAGAAUUCUGGUUCUCUUACUGAUAUCCCUUCUGAGUCAGAAGGUUCUGUAUUUAUGGAAACUCAAGAUACUGCCUUAGAAAUCACUCCUAGAUGAAAUGUUUCUCAUAGUAACUAGUAACAAACUUUUUGGAGCUUUUAUAUAAAAUAAUUGACUGUGUA
This is a messenger RNA of Acinonyx jubatus (cheetah), 994 nucleotides long. It is a transcript of the gene GTF3C6, whose product is annotated as general transcription factor IIIC subunit 6. The transcript is spliced from 6 exons. Bases 192 to 929 code for a protein of 245 amino acids. Gene Ontology annotation, cellular component: transcription factor TFIIIC complex. Gene Ontology annotation, biological process: transcription by RNA polymerase III. Lineage: Eukaryota; Metazoa; Chordata; Mammalia; Carnivora; Felidae. The record is from RefSeq and is a predicted model, not a curated record.